AUGGGGCCUGCUGACUCCCGGAGCCACCCGUGGAGGGGAAUCCUGCUCUCAGCCUCACUUCUGACAGCGUGGAGUCCUCCCGCGGCAGCCCAGCUCACCCCCAGUGCCAUCCUGCCUGACACCACCUCAAGUGAGCAGGGUGUUGUUCUGUGUUUGGGACCCCACUGGCCACCCCAGGCCCAUGGCAGAUUCAGAGAAUCCCCGGACAAGCCCACCAUCUCAGUCACUCAGAGCACAGCCACAGAGUACAAGGACAGGGUGACUUUCUACUGUGACACCACGGAACUCCACGUCACCAUCCGCUGGGUCUUCCAGAAUCAGUCCCUGGUGUUGAACGAGCGCAUGCAGCUGUCCGCGGAUGGCAAGACGAUCACCAUCCUCACGGUCCAGCGGGAAGACUCUGGGACUUACCAGUGUGAAGCCUGGGAUGCCCUUGAGUUCCAGAGCAGCGAUGCCAUCUUCCUGGAGGUCAACUAUGGUCCCGACCUUAUCGAAAUCAAGUUGGAUUCAGGUAUUCCCAGCGGGGAGGCGGUCGAGGUUCUAGAAGGCUCCACCGUGAACUUCCAGGCGGAAGCGCAGUCCCACCCAGACCCUACCUAUUCCUGGAUUUUCCCCAACAAUUCCACCCUGUCUUCCACCACGGGGACACUGACCAUCGACGCCGUGUCCAGGGAGCACGAGGGCAUGUUCAGGUGCUUGGUGUACAACAGUGCCACCCUCCUGACCCGCCUGGGUGCUCUUCGAGUCCACGUCCUCGAAAACCUGACCAAGCCUCAGGUGGAGGCCCCGAGCCUGGACCUCGUGGAGACCGUCGGCCCCGUGAACCUGACCUGCCAGACCGCCCAUCAGAGGGUGGCGGUCCAGUGGUUUGUGAGUGAUCAGCCCCUCCUGCCCAGCGAGCACCUGGCCCUGUCAGAUGACAACAUGACCCUGGUCAUCCACAGCCCCCGGCGGGACGACACGGGGCCCUACGCAUGUGAGAUCUGGCACUGGGGCAGCCGGGCUCGCAGUGACCCCCUCACGCUGACCAUCAACUAUGGCCCUGACGGAGUGGAAAUCACCAGCGGGUCUCCGCCUGCUGUGGUGGGCACCGUCCAAGGGAAGCUCAACUCCAGCCUGACCCUGCAGUGCCGGGCCGCGUCCCAGCCAGAGGCGGAAUACCGCUGGGUCCUGGAACACCACUCAGGGGUGUACACGGGGGAGCAGCUGGUCAUCAGGGCUCUGACCCGGGAGCACGAGGGCAUCUGCAGCUGCACAGCCUCGAACUCUCUGACCGGCCUGGCCCGCUCUGCCUCUGUGCUGAUCCAAGUAGGUGAGUCUCUCCGGUGCUCCUCCCUGUCGGCAGGGGCCAUCGCUGGCAUUGUUAUUGGGAUCCUGGUUGCCAUUGCUCUGGUCAUAGGCCUGGGCUAUUUCUUCUACAGCAGAAAAGCCAGAUGGUCCUCAAAGGGAUCAGCGGAUGGCCCCAGCCCCGAGGCCACACCACCCACCUCCGCGCGGGAGCAGGCGACACGGCCCAGUUUCGACAAACCAAGGCCUGUGUAUGACAAUAUACCCGAGCCCCAGGGACAGAUCGGAGCCAAAAAGACACUUGUGAAUCCGGAGCCCGACAUUUACUGCCGAAUCAACCCGUCGGUCUAA
Molecule: messenger RNA, 1638 nt
Organism: Marmota flaviventris (yellow-bellied marmot)
Lineage: Eukaryota; Metazoa; Chordata; Mammalia; Rodentia; Sciuridae
Source: RefSeq, a predicted model, not a curated record